CUUCCGGGUUUGUCCUAGUUUGCGAAAUAGGUUCAAUAAUUAGUGUGCUUUUAUUUACUUCCUAGUAUCACGAGAUUAAAAGCAUGAGCUUGAAAGAUCCUGGAACUCCACAGAAUGGCUACUCGUCCUCCUGGUAUUACAACAGUCAUGGGAAAUCUGCAUGGGAACAUCAGGUUGAGAUUGCUACAGAUGCUAGAUUGAACUUAGACACUCAAAUUACAGAAAUCACCAAAUCUCAUUGGAUUCCUACAGAGACGUGUCCCAGCUGCUGCAAUCGACAGUGCAAAAGAAAAUUUUCUCUCCUGGAUCGCCCGCAUCAUUGUCGAAGAUGUGGAAAGAUAUUCUGUAGUCCUUGUCUUCAGUUCCAAAGGAAAUUGAAUCUCCUUGCCAAUCCGGAUCCUGAAGGAAAAGCUUACAAGGUAUGUCAGACAUGUUUUGAGGAGGGCCAGGUACAGGAAGGUCAGCAUAGGAGACUGACUGAGUAUUUUUACAGACUGCGUCAACAAGGGGUACUAACAGCCUCGAUGAUAGAGAACGGCAAAGUCACAAAGUGCUGGAGACAAAGACUUGACUUAAAUGCAGAGUGUAAACGACUGACAGAGGGUUUUAAGACAGCCAUUGGAGGAUCAGAAAUAAAAAAAACCAUCCAUGACCUGAAAACUUUGGUCACCAUACCUAACUGGCAGAAAUCUUCAGCAUGGCUGCAAGAGAACUUGGCUGAGUCUUGUCAGAUCUGUGCUGCUAAGUUUGGACUUACGAGGAAGAAACAGAAUUGUAGAGUGUGUGGUAGAGCCAUUUGUAAGGCUUGCUCCACUAAAGACCUACUGUUGUUUAUUCCCAAUGAAAACAAAGAGGCUGAACCACAACUAGCCAUCAUUCGACUUAUUGGAUGUCCUGAAAAGGAGCCAGACAUAGCUUUGUACUUGAGAGUUUGUAAACUCUGCCAGGAGAAAAUUUCAACCAAACAAAUUUUAGAAAACAAUGUUACAGAUGAUGAAGCUCAAGAAGGGGCAGAUAACCUUGUCAAGCUGGAAAACCUCCACAACAAAAGUGUCAAAUUAGAACAGAAGACAGACAGGCAGCUGACACAAUAUCAGUCUGUGAUUGAGUCCCUUGAGGAUAACUCCAGAAGAGGGUCAGAUGCUGGAAAAAGCAACAUUAAAGUUCUUGCCAAGGCACAGGAGGACAUUGCUGAUUUCUUAUCACAGUAUAAUGCAAAUAUUCAGAGGACAAAACAGUUAAAGCCUUCUACAAAUACUCAAGCUAUGCUGUUUAGGAAUUGUCUAAAGAGUAAGUGUGACUUUUACUUAGAAAAUCAAUAUACAUUCCGGAAAUUAAAACAUGAGUUGGAAAAAUCAGCACCUGCAGAAACACUUCAAGUCAUACAACAAACAGUAGACCUCAAUGCAAUAACUAGUGCCCAGUUGUACGUUAGACAGCUGACGUUUGAAACCCUGCAUCUCUGUGAUAAAUACAAAAUCUGUGAUUCUAUUCCAGAACUAUUGAGCUCACUGGAUGAGGCUCUGGAAGAUGAUGCUAAAAGGUGCUUGGCUUUAAAUGGUGAAAGCUGGGAACAGCAUGAUUCCAGUAUUAAAGAAAUGAUCAGACUACAGAUGAAGGAUCACCGCCUGAUUAAACUGUCCCGUGCACAGUUAUCCCUAGGAGCUAGUGAUCAUGUGAUAACAAUGCUAACAAAACGGACAAAUGAAGUUUUACAGCAAGUACAAGUUCAACUGGAAAUGAAGUCUACCGACAAAAGCUUUCAAGGAUCAAAAACUUCUCUUAAUAAAAUUAGGGAUAGUGUCAAAGAAGCAAAAUUAGUGACAGUAUAAGUUUUCUUUAUUUACUUAGAGAGAGGAGAAUACUUGGGAAAGUGCAAUCAAAUGACUUAACAAGAGGCCUAAGGACCUCAGUGUUCACUAAAGAGAUGCAUUUGUCUUCCUGAUAACUAUGUAACUAAAAAAAAACAAUUACUGAUGCCCCAAAGUUCAUGCAAAUGAAUUUCAAAUUUUUAAUCUACAGUAGGUUUACUGUUAACAAGCUU
Messenger RNA from Saccostrea echinata, 2044 nucleotides. RefSeq lists its product as uncharacterized. The transcript has 14 exons. Gene Ontology annotation, molecular function: metal ion binding. The record is from RefSeq and is a predicted model, not a curated record. NCBI's taxonomy places the organism in Eukaryota, Metazoa, Mollusca, Bivalvia, Ostreida, Ostreidae. Bases 84 to 1832 code for a protein of 582 amino acids.